GAAGCGGGCUGGCGCACUUGGCGAGAUCCCGGCUGUGUAAUCCGGCCGAGUCCAUUACAUAGAUAAAUGGGAUGGGCAUUUUCCAUAUAAUAAGCUCGCUCAGCUCGCUUACCAGGAUGAAGUCAAGAAACCGAAUUUUAGAUUUUAUCGUUUAAUUUAGCGAUUUACUUAGUUUUAUCUUUGUUUUGUAAACAAGUAUUAAAUAUGUUGCCAAAGCAAUGCUUUUCUUGUAAAUAAAUUAAAAAAUGAAAAACACCAAACUCGUUAAAAUAUUUGUGAUGCAUGACUGCAAUGUACAAGUUUUGCAAGCGCUAAUUAUGUCUCAAUUUGAUCACUAGCUUGCCGAGGUGAAAUUACAAUGCAGUCAAUUUUAAAAAUUCCAUAUGAACACACGGAAAUGUUCGUCCCACUAGGCGAGACGUCUCAGUAGGCGAGAUUUACCUUCCAUAAUUUUCAUGAUUUCUACAGCGUCACCGUACGGCAUGGGCGCUGCUGGGAUUUCUGGAAGACUGGCAUCAUCGGGAGAUAUUCUGUAAACGCCGUCAAUAGAUGGCAGUCCAGGUGUUAUAGGAUCUCCGCGACUGGUAAAAAUAGUUCCCCGUUGAACAGCAGUCUUUGGCAACCAGAUGUAUUGAGGGUAUACUUUGCCCUGACCUUCUGGGGCAAAGUCUGCAGGAUCGUUGUACAAAAUGGCACCAGCGGCACCGCAUUCGCGAGCAUUUUUUACCUGAGGAGGAAGGAAAAUGUGCAGUUUUCUUAUGGCGACGCAACCGUGAGCAAUUUUGAAUCACUUCUUUGAACAAGCGGCCCAAGAUAAAAAUAAAAUAAAUACCUUGUCACCGCGGAAUAUUUUGCCGUAUCUCAUAAUGGCAAUGUAUCCACUACAGUUUGAAAUGCUAAAGUUCUUCUUUAAUACAUCAAAGUCCUCCGUGCGGCCAUAGUUCACAUAAAGCAGCUUGCCACUAGCUGAUCCUUGUUUCGAAUAUCCAAGAAAUGGAGGAAUCAUUGUCGUAUCAUUUUCACUUGGAUCUGCCAACUUCGAUAUCCAAAUAGAAUGAUGCACAAGAAUGCAAUAAAUUUGUGUCGAAAUAUAUUUCAAGAGCUUUUUUAUAAAGAUAUUCGUUUAGUGUAUGAAUAGUGUUAAAAAGAUGGCGAUUCUACAUUUUAUUUCGAGGCAAUUAAUGAGGCUACAAUAUGAUUGCAACGGGUAUGAUAUAGAUAAUAAUGGUAAAAGAGAUAAUGGCAAUUACGAUGAUAAUGGUGAUGGUAGACUGGUAGUAAUGGUGAUAUUGAUCAUUAAUAAUAUAUGGUGAAAAUGUUGGUGAUAAUAUUGAUGAUGAUGUUGAUGCUGCAUGUGCUGAUAAUGGUCAUACUUUUGAUAAUGGCGAUAGUGACGAUAAUGAUGAAGUUUGUAGUGAUGAUGAUUCUGUUAAUGAUGCCAAUGCAUGCAAUGAUGGCAAUUAUUACUGCAAAACGAAACACACCUAAAACAUACCUGUUCCUUCCCGGAAAACUCAAGCACAGUGUUGUUUCCAGUAUCUAAAAUUUGUACUUUAUUUGAAAUAUUUGGAUUAACAUAAGGAAGAAGAACAUUAUAUUUUGGCAUUUCCACUUUGUCGAAAUUAUAAUCCUUCCAAGUUCUAGCGAUUUCUUCGGCCAACUCUUUGGAUCUCGCUGUUCCAGGAAAAUGGGGACGCUUAGAAAAAUACCUUUUCAAAAUUACAUAAAAACAGUCAUGUAAUUUAAAAUUUAGAACAAACAUUGAAAAGAGUAUUGCAUAACAAAAAAAAUUUGUCCACCUCCAGAUCCUUCUGAACAGUAGUUGUUGUUCGAUUAUAAUCUUUUUCGUACAGGGACGUGCUCAAAAGCGCAGAAGCCCUGGGUACGAGGUUGGGACGUGCUGGGGUCUCAGAAAAGGACGACGAAUGAGCAACGUCUGAUGGGACCCAGGUCCAGUGACGGAUGGAUCACUCAUUAAUUUCCCCCCCAAAAUUGUUGGCGAGGGGAGUCAAAAAAAUUCCAGACAUAGUAUUUUUCAAUAACUUUCGAAUUAAUGUACCGUAAAUUUUUUAAAUUUUUUGGUAAUAUUUUCGUAAAUCUUGAUUUUCAAAAUUAAAAUGUAUAUUUUUUAUCUUUUCCAAUGUUUUAAUUUCAGGGCCCCAUGAUGGCAGGGGCCCACAACAAGUUCUCGUCGGCUCGUCUUUAGCCAGCACGUCCCUGGUUUUGUACCCGAUUUCACAAAGAAAGUUUGCAUUUCAAAGAAAUUUUGUGAUACAUUGAUUUUUGAAUAUGAUAAGUAGAAUGCAAAGUGAGUAAACAGUUGCUUAUAAUAUAGUUGUUAUAAAAUAAAAAAUAAACCUAAAGGACUUUCAAGCCACUAAAAUGGUUAGCCAGUUGUACAUGUGGUGAAGUUAAGUAACUUUUUCUAUUUAAGUAACUUUUGUAAGUUUCAUUUUGUCACAAACAGGGCCAUGCAUAGCUAGACACGAUAAUUGUGGGGUGUAUAUUCAUAUAUAUUCAUGUUCACAUUCCGCAAAAACAAUCGCUUCACAUACCGUAAAAACAAUGCUCGUGUUGAACAUGAUAUCUCACGAGUGAGCGCAGCGACACUCGAAAUAAAUCUGGUAUUUCCGCUCACCCAUGUAUUAUUAUUCUCUAUAUAUUUACUUUAUAAGCUCCCAAAAAUCCAAAAUAAGGUAAUUGAGUAGCCCCUCCGCAGGCAACUGUGUAGUUAUGCAACGUUAUUAACCAUAAAAGAUUUAUCAGGAACGUAGAAAAUACAAGGAAAUACUAGUUCUGAAAUACGAUAUGAUAUCCACAAGCCUCCCUAUUUUUACGCUCCAGUGUUUAUUAAUAUCAUAUCGUAUUUCCUUGUAUUUUCUACGUUCCUGAUAAAUCUUUUAUGGUUAAUAACGUUGCAGAACUACACAGUUGCCUGCGGAGGAGGCUAGUAAUUGAGCUUAAUUAAUUAGGCACUUGGUCCAGCGGUUAGUUGGCUAGCCCCUUGCUACUAUAUUGGCCUUCGCCCUUUGGUUUCACUCAGUCAUACGUGAAGAAAUUAUUAAUACCAAACAUUAAUACUGCGGAAUCGAUCUAGUACGGCAAUAUGGCAAAAUAAACAGUAGUUUCACGGAAACAAUUUUUUCUCAUCUCCAUCUUUCUUUUUCUGCGCUGUCAGAAAUAUGAUGCAACUACCUGAAAGAUAAAAGCGAAACUUCGACGUUUCGAGCGAAUGCGUCGGGAAGAUAGUAGCAUAUAGGACGUUAGCACGGCUACAAACGAACUCGUUGAACUUUAACCUGUCGUCUGUAAAUCUGUUAUAUCCAUCGUAUGAAUUAAUACCUUCUAACGAUCGAGGUUAAGACAAGGAUUUAGGGUUGGGAAGAGUUCUAGGAUCAAUUUGAAAUAACCGUUGUCCCAGCUUGUAAUCAUAGCCGUUGUAUACAAGACGUGAUAAUCUGUGAUAUGCCGGCUGCGAGCAGGGGCGCACACGCCAGCCAAGCUGGGAGGGUGACACCCCCCCAGCUUUUCAAAAUCGGUCGAAAGUCGGUCCUGAAAAAUGCAUAUUAGAUAACCAGUUCGGUCCCAGGUUCGGUCCCCGAACAUCCGAUAUACUAGAUAGAUAUAUUUAUAUAGUUAAGAUAAAUUAAAGUUUUUCAUCGUUUUUUAUCAUAUUUAUAUAUAAAUAUAACUGCAUUGGUAAAUAAAAUAGCGAGUUUCAAAGGCAAACAGCGCAUUUUGAUUUUUGAAAUUUGACCGGCAUUUUCCGGGUGCAAAGUGCUUUGAGAGACAGACUUGACAUUAUCUUUUAACAAUGUCUCAUAUGUUUGACCCGGCGGCUGGCACAUCAAACACGCAGUCGUUAAAUCAAGAAAAUACUGGUCUUACGAAAAUACUGGAUGGUUGGCACUAAGGUCUAAGAAGACUAGUAAAGACUGAGAAAGCGUCAACGGUUCUGAAAUUCAUUCUAGGUAUGUUCCGUAUACUUAUGCUGAAUUGGCCAUAUUAUAAUUUUGGGAUAGGUAAUAGGACCUCUACAUACGUCUCGAACCUCUCGUAGUCUCGUUUGUGGCUUACUUUAUAGGCCCUCUUUACACGAGCCCGGGAUGAUUUUCAACCCGGGUCACCCCACAGGUGGUUAUUUUUUGUUCGGUUUACAUGAAACCGGGUUGACGAAAAUUUUUGCCGACCCAGGUCAGCAAUUUUCAACCCGGGCUGGCUCUGGUAAUAUUCCGAGCAACAGACUGGAGCAGAGCGUAUUUUGGGGGCUUAUAUUCCUUAUAUACGAUUGUCGCUUGUGAUUUUAAUUGUGUUGUGUAAUUUCCUGUACCUCUAUUUAGUCAACGGUUUUCUUAUAUCCUAGUCCUCACAGGGUCUGGAAAGUAAACCAUGCCGUGAUAGAAAUAUGUGAACUCACCCACGUGACGUUGAGCGGGUUCGAUACCCGCAUUUUGGAAUCAUCACCCGCGUAAAAAAUGACACUUAAUUAAUUAUUUCACCCGCAUUCAUUGAAAUUCACUCGCAUAAUCAGAUGAUAAUUCUCCGUAGGAGAUUUCGUAGGAGCGGAGGCAAUGCUGAACUAGCCUUGCGCUUAUUUUAUUUAGUUUUGACCGAACGGUUGCGAUUUUACGAAACUUUGCGAAACUUUUAUUUAUUUCCUUUUGUACGAAACUUUGCGAAACUAUUAUAUUUAACGCAACGAAAAUGGGCCGUUACGAUGCAUGUAAUGCCUGCAGUGAGAUAAUUAGUAUUAAAAAAAGUUCCAUCGAGAAGCACGUCCAAUCGAAAAAACAUGUAAACGGAAUUGCAAGCAUCGCCAAAAGCAAAAAGGAGAACCAGACUAUUUUGGAGUGUUUAAAAAAGCAAGAUAUACGCGAUCGUGCGAGCGGCUCAACUUUACCUGAGGAUAUGAGGCUGUUUCGUUUUGAACUAGUAGAGACGUUUCUGCUAGCUGGUAUAGAAAUUUCAAAGAUUGACAUCAUGCGUCCUUUUCUUGAAAAGUAUGCUCGGCACAGGUAAUAAAUGGGACAUUAGCACUAGAAUAUAAUGUUGUAAUUUGAUAAAAGAUCUCUAAGACCUUAUGUUAAAUGGAAUUUACGAUGUGGUGGUUGCUGCAUCUUGGGUAGGUGUGGAAAACACAACACCACGUAUCAUGAUUAAUGUGUAAUUGAAUAGUGGUUAAAUAUUCAUUGAUUAUAUAGGUUAACCGGCGCUAGCCACAUGAAAGAUAUCAUUCCAACGGUACUUGAGAAAGAACGCGAGAAAAUCAAAGCUGAAAUCCAAAACGUGCAGGAAGUAUCUAUGAUAUUUGAUGGAACAGCCCGACUUGCAAUUGUGAUACGUUAUGUGCAGGAGAAUUUCAAGCCUACGCAGCGCCUAAUAUGCUUGGAAGUUCUUGCAAAGCCGCUAAAGGGUUCAAAACUAGCGCAGCGAUUGAUGUCGUGUCUUGCCGUAAAUCAUAACUUUGGUCCAAAUAUGGUACUCGCCACAAUGAGAGACGGCGCUGCAGUUAAUGGGGCUGCAAUACGACAGCUGUCAUUCUUUUAUCCUAACAUUUUUGAUGUUACUUGUUUUUCUCAUACCAUUGAUAAUGUGGGAACCCAUUUCAAAUUUAGAGUUCUGGAUAUAUUUUUUCGCCAUUGGAUAAGUUUGUUUGCCAAUAGCUAUAAUGCCAAACUUCUUUGGAAAGAGAGAACUGGCCAAUCAAUGCGCUCUUACAGUAAUACACGAUGGUGGAGUAAGUGGGAGGUCCAAAAACAAGUCUAUGAAUAUUUUGGUGAUGUCGUGCCCUUCCUGCGAGAAAAUGAGAAUCUCUCCCCUGCAACACGCCAACAUCUUUUGGAGAUAAUUGACAACCCUCGCAAUCUUCAGGAUCUCCGUUUGGAGCUUGCUGUAAUUGUUGACGCUGGUGUCCAAUUUGUCAAGGCAACCUACUAUUUGGAAGGUGACGGGCCGUUAAUUUUCUCCUGUUACGAGCGUUUAUCAGCUGUUAGUAAUGCCAUUGGAGUAGCCAAUUUUCCAAGCACCUCUGCUAUUGCUCGAGAAAUUGCCAACGGUGACGUUGUGGUUCAAAACCAGCUCAUUACUCAGGCAAAAGCAUGUGUGCAACCCGGACUGCUCUUUUUUCAGGAAAA
Paramuricea clavata is the source of this 6134-nucleotide messenger RNA. NCBI's taxonomy places the organism in Eukaryota, Metazoa, Cnidaria, Anthozoa, Malacalcyonacea, Plexauridae. The record is from the annotation of a GenBank genome assembly.